AUGACAUUAGAACUUUCAUCUAAUGUUAAUAAUACUUCAACACAUAAACCAUCCAACAGCCCUGACGAUGAAGUUAAAAUCAUGGUGCCACCCUUGAAUUUUGCAAUGGUAGCUCCAGGUGUUUAUCGCUCUGGACAUCCAAAUCGUAAAAAUUUUCCCUUCUUAAAAAAAUUAAAAUUGAAAAGCAUAAUAUACCUUUCAUCGGAUGAAGUUCAUGAAGAACUGAGUCAAUUUGUAAAUGAUCAAAAUAUCCAGGUUUUUCAUUAUAAAAUUGACGGAAAUAAGGAACCAUUUAUUGAAAUCGAACAAAAAGAAAUUAGUAAUGCUUUAGUUAAAGUUUUAGGCUGUUUAGUAGGAUGCCUUCGUAAGUUACAGAAAUGGUCACUGACUUCGAUUUUUCAUGAAUAUCGACGUUUUGCCGUUACAAAAGUUCUAGCUGAUCAAGAGUUCAUUGAGAUAUUUUCAGAACAUGUACCAUAUGAUCCCGAAUUUAAACCUGAGUGGCUAUAA
Molecule: messenger RNA, 510 nt
Organism: Cetraspora pellucida
Lineage: Eukaryota; Fungi; Glomeromycota; Glomeromycetes; Diversisporales; Gigasporaceae
Source: the annotation of a GenBank genome assembly